UGCUCAGCGGUGCUCGCCUUCAUGAAGGGCAUUUACGUGCUGGAAGGCAAGUGGUCCCUCGAGUUCAUGAACACAUCGACUCUGCGGUUGGCCACUUCGGCCUUUGCCAUGGCGGCCACAUUUGUCACCUUGCUGCUGGUCUUUCUGGGGAGGCUUCGCCGCACCCUUCCACCGUCGGGCCUCUGCUGCGCCCUCUAUGGGGCACUUACCGUCGCCGCUUUGGUUGACAUGGUUCGUUUCCUCGAGAGGAUUCAUAACGCAGAGGUAAAGUGUUUCGCCGUCUACAGGGCUUUCAGGAGAUCCCUUUGUUACAGCUCCAUUCUGUACUGCUGAAGUGAUGAAUGCUGCC
Molecule: messenger RNA, 349 nt
Organism: Dermacentor andersoni
Lineage: Eukaryota; Metazoa; Arthropoda; Arachnida; Ixodida; Ixodidae
Source: RefSeq, a predicted model, not a curated record